CCCCCUCUUCCUUGUUACAUAACGAGUCAAACAGGCUUAAGAAGCCAAGCAUGCACUUGCCAACUUAUGCACUGUAGAAUGAAUCAACAGUGAUUAUGUUUGAUCUGGCUGAAAGACUUUCCUGUAGAUCAAAAUAAGCAGGCAUUAAUUACUGAUCCACAAGACUCAAUAGAAUUAACCUGGCAACUUUACAUUGCUACAAGAAAACAAAGCAGGAACCACGCUAGAAAGGGGGCAAUGGGCUGGCUCUGGUCCAAGUAGGCUGUCCUAUGGGUGAAUAUCCGCCAUAACUAAACUCAAAUAUUUCAGAUUUCAAAGCUUUGACAAACACUUGCAAGAAUCGUCAAACAGGAAUGAAAUGGCUGACCUGAUGAAUAAUGAUGUAUUCCUGGCCUUCUGUACAUAUGCUACCAUUGUCGUCCUUAAAAUGAUGUUCAUGGCCCCUUUGACUGGAUACUACAGGAUGACCAGAAAGGCCUUUUCAAACUGGGAGGACACCGCCAUAAGACAAAAAGAUCCAGAAAAGAGAAAAAAGAUGCUUCAGACCCAUCCUGAUGUAGAACGUGUCCGAAGGUGCCAUCAGAAUGACCUGGAGAACAUCGUUCCCUUUGUGGUGAUCGGUCUUCUGUAUGCACUCACGGGACCGGAUCUCUCCACAGCUCUGCUGCACUUCCGUGUGUUUGUGGGGUCACGUUUCAUCCACACCGUAUCUUACGUUUUAGCUUUGCCCCAGCCUAGCAGAGGUCUGUCCUGGGUGGUGGGAAUGAUCACAACUUUCUCAAUGGCCUACAGGGUGCUCACCACAGCGCUCCUUCUCUAAAGACACACCACAGCACUGCAAAAUGGGAGAGGCUUGUUUUAUAUCUUUUUUUAUAUCACUGGUUUUCUCUUUUAUUAUUAAAUUGUAUGCAAUUCCUAAUAAAGCCUGUUAUAUGUUGUCAGUAUUUGAUUGAUUCAUUUUUUAUGAAUCUACCUUAUGAUAAUUAACCAUAAUAAAAUUGUAGUAAGCAUGUUUUUAAACACCAUGGUUAUUGUAGCAAAACCAUAGUUAAUUUGUGGUAACCGUGUUUUUUUGGUUUUAUAUGGAGUGAAGCUGUGGUUAAUUUUCUUAAGGUGAUGUAAUCUAAUCUGUCUCAUCUAAUAAAUGUAUGUUAACAGUCAA
Molecule: messenger RNA, 1162 nt
Organism: Labeo rohita (rohu)
Lineage: Eukaryota; Metazoa; Chordata; Actinopteri; Cypriniformes; Cyprinidae
Product: microsomal glutathione S-transferase 1-like
Exons: 4
Coding region: 359-820 (153 amino acids)
Cellular component (GO): membrane; mitochondrion
Molecular function (GO): glutathione transferase activity
Source: RefSeq, a predicted model, not a curated record